This is a messenger RNA of Thunnus maccoyii (southern bluefin tuna), 4221 nucleotides long. RefSeq lists its product as uncharacterized. The transcript has 7 exons. The record is from RefSeq and is a predicted model, not a curated record. NCBI's taxonomy places the organism in Eukaryota, Metazoa, Chordata, Actinopteri, Scombriformes, Scombridae. Gene Ontology annotation, molecular function: GTP binding. Bases 94 to 3255 code for a protein of 1053 amino acids.
ACUCAGCACGCAGCUGUUCCUGCAGAGGACUGCCGGCCUACUGCGCUUCCCGAAGUGGAUGUUUAGCUUUAUUCAUCUAUUCACAAGAGGAUUAUGGAUGAUUUGAACCAAUAUCCCGUUUUCUUCGAGUGCCACAGCCUGUUAUCUUCUUUAACUGCAGGGCAGACGAAGAAGAUAGAGAAGUAUUUUCGUAUUCACUGCCUAUCAGGCGGAGGCGACUGCGGACCACUGAGAAGAGUGAACGAUAAAGUCUACAGCAUCGCUUUCAAAUAUCAGAAGGAUCAGCAGGCAGUUCUGCAGAAGUAUCAGCAUUUGGUGGACCUUGGAGACGGUCCACUGGUGUUCACUGUCCAAGGCAGCCUGGAAUCUCUCUCCUCCUCUCCCAGUUCCACCUCGACUCCGAGCCAGACCUUCACAGUUCUAGCACAGAGCCAUCAGCCCAUUCUUGCCUCAACUCUUCCAUCGAGUGGCGAAGAAUAUGAACUAUGUUUUGAUGGUUAUCUCCUCCGUUACUUAAAUGAAAGUCCCAAGGCUGGGAAAGAACUAGAGGAAGAACUCGCCUCUGUGGCCUGCUCUGCUCAGCUUUACCCAGAAGAAGAGAGGGUUUUAGUCAGGAAUUUAGCUCAGCCUGGUGCUGUUGAUAGAGAUGGAGUCCAAAAGUUGGAAGCUGAGGUGGACAAACUCUUUAAAGGUUUACAAGAACGCUACACCUGCCAUUUUGAGUUAGACCCUCACAAAGUGAAAGCUUUGCUUCGGUCCUGCAGCUCUUAUCAGACCACAGAUGAGGUGAAGGUGUACAGCGAGGCUGGGAUGGCUGUUGUGGUUGGGGAACAAUCUCAGGUGGAUGCCAGGUUGAGUGAUAUAGAGGACAGGUCAUGUGUAAGUGAGAGGGAAAGUCCCACAGGGAAAGAAUUUCUUGGUUAUUCUGAGCUUGGGGACUUUUAUUGCAGAGCUACACAGAAUUUGGCAUCUUUGAGUUUGAGUGAAGGAGGCACAGUAGUUGCCAGCUACUGCCUUCGUGAUGGGCUCCAGGUGCUGGUGUGUCAGGGUGAUAUUACCAAACAGGAUGCUGAUGCCCUGGUGAACGCUGCCAAUGAGGAUCUGGACCACUGUCGAGGUGUUGCUGCUGCACUGAGUAAAGCAGGUGGCCCUGAGGUGCAGAAGGAGAGCAGUGCCAUAGUAAAGCAGACUGGAAAAAUCCCUACAGGUGAUGUGGUAGUGACCAUAGGGGGGAACCUAAACUGCAAGAAACUGCUGCAUGCUGUUGGGCCUGUUGGUGGAAAAUCAGGUGGCAAAGAAAGGGUCUUAUUGGAAAAAACUGUCCAAUCUGCACUGAAUUUAGCAGAAAAUAUGGAUUUUAAGUCUAUAGCCAUGCCCUGUAUCAGUUCAGGGAUAUUCAAUGUUCCUGUGAAGGUGUGCUCAGAGGCUAUUAUAACAGCUGUUAAAGAGUUUGGUAAUCAGGGAGGGCGAAGUCUGAGCAGAAUCAUCCUGAUAGAUAACAGGGAAGAGGUGGUGAGAGCCAUGCAAGAGGCAUGUGACAGGCUUCUCCAAGCAAUACAUACAGGAAACAAUAUACCAAGAGAUUGCGAGUUCGAGAUGGAUGCUGCUGCCAAAGCCACAGGAAGUGGAGCCACUGCUGGAGGUGCUGGAGAGAGUGUCCAUGUAGAGAUCGUUCAGGGAACCAUUGAGACCCAGCAGGUGGAUGCCCUGGUAUCUCCUAUGGCCGGCCAUAAUCCUCUCUCUACCCGUGUUGGAAACACUUUGUAUUCAUUGGUUGGAGGUCAGCUGGCUGCAAGGUUUACAGAGGAAGCUGGAGAAGAAACGAUGCCUGGUGACACAGUCAUGGUGGAGGGUUUGCCUAAACUUCCAUCUCAAGCAGUGAUCUUCCUCAACCUGGUUCCUUGGGGUGACGACCCAGAUGGGACAGCAGUCGAGGUUCUGAGAAUGGCUAUCCAAGAAACCCUGACUUCCUGUGAAAACAGAAGAUUUGAUUCUGUUGCUUUCCCUGUACUUGGAUCUGGGAUUGCCCUGCGUUUUCCUGAGAGUGUGGUCGCCCGGGUUCUACAGGAGGAAGUUGAUACAUUUAAACAGACCAGAGCCAGCAAAACACCGUUCCUGGUCCGUGUUGUCAUCCACCCCGAUGACCAAGAGUCUAGCAUGGCCUUCAAGUGCAUCCAGGAAACUUUGAACCUCCAAGUGUCAACUAAGAGGAUCGUCCUGCUGGGAAAAACUGGAUCAGGGAAAAGCCACCUAGGUAACACCAUACUUGGAGAGCAAUUGUUUGAAACAAACGACUCUCCCAACUCUGGAACACAAAAAUGUGAAGCAGAAACAAAAUCUGUCAACGGAAGAAGCAUCACUUUGAUUGACACUCCCGGAUUCUUUGAUGUAGAAAGGAAGGAGGAUGAGGUAAAGCCUGAGAUAAUGAGGUGUAUCACUGAGUGUGCUCCUGGGCCUCAUGCUUUUCUUAUUUUGCUCAAAGUGGAUAAAUUCACAGAGCAGGAGAAAGAUGUCAUCAAGAAAAUACGUGAGUGUUUCACUGAAGAUGCUCUAAAAUAUGCUGUAAUUGUCUUCACUCACGGUGAACAGCUCCCUAAAGGGAUGACAAUCGAGGAGUUUGUCAGUCAGAAUAGGGAUCUGAGUCAUCUGGUGAAUCAGUGUGGUGGUCGGUGCCAUGUCUUUGAUAAUAAAUACUGGAACAACGAACAGCAAAAUAACUACAGGAGCAAUCAGCUCCAUGUGGAGAAGCUACUCAACACAGUAGACAAGAUGGUGAUGGAAAACAAUGGAGGCUACUACACCAAUGAGAUGUUUCAAGCAGUAGAGAAAGAAAUACGGAAAGAAGUAGUGCACAUUACACAGUCAUCAGGAAACAUGUCAGUGGAAGAGAUCAGAAAGCAGGCUAAAACCAGAGUGUGUAAUAGGUUUUUGGUCAAACUGGCAGGUACUGCAACGGGAGCUUUACUAGGAGCUUUUUUUGGUGUGGCAGCAAUGGUCGGAUUAGUUAUCACAGCUGUACAGCAGUCAGCUUUCAUGAAUGUUCUGAAAAAAGUUCCAGUGGGAGGACAAGUAACAAGAGUGGCUACUGCAGCUGUGGUAGGUGUUUCUACAGCAGCCUUGGCUACAACAGGAGGAGUAAUGGGUGGUAUUAUUGGAUGUGAAGCAGCUGAGGGAGCAGAAACAGCAAGGGAGGCAGCAGAGAGGGCAGCUAAGGCUGUUAUGGACAAAGGAAAAUCUACUUUAACGUUGAAGUAGCUGAUUUAGCUGAUGGGGGAAUCUGAACAAACCGAAAACUGGAUUCACAUAUAAUCACUACUUAAAGUCAGCACUACCUAUUUACAUAUUUACAGCAUACACUGAGCAACAUUCAUUUGGUUGUGUUUGUUGUUUUCUGGUCACCUGACAAAUGUUUAUCCAGCAUUAACUCUCCUUUUAUGUCUAUUAGGUCUCCACCAACAUCUAUAUGUUCACCAACUAGUCCCUAACUCUGUCUGUCUAUAGUUUGGUGCUCGUCAGGUAGUUGUACAGUGUUUUCAUCAGAGCUUUUUGUUGCUUCCAGCUGAGGUUGGAUAAAAGGUUGAAGAGAGUUUUGCCAUAAAACCAAACAAAGGUUAAAGAAACUCUGUAGAGCUGAGGGGAAAUGCACAGUUGGUUGAUGAUUCUCAGUCAUUUUAACAAUUAUUAAGACAAAAAUUUUGAUUAGUGCAGCUUUAACUUAUAGGUAGAAUGUUUUGGGGCAGAAAACCACAGCAGAAUCUAAACAAGAAAAAAUUGGCUCUAAAAAUGGUAGAGGGAAAUGUUGAUUCUCAAGAAUCUGAUCUCUUUUAUUACUUGUAUAUCACUUGUAAAUUAUGUAAUAUAUAAUAUGUAUAAAAUAUAAUGUAUAAAAACAAUAAAUGUGUGGUACUUUAAGACAAACUGUGUCACUUUAAGCUGCAAAUGCUAAGCACCAAGUAUCAGAGUAAUCACUGUCCAUCAGUGGAGGAUGGGCACAAUCAUUACUUAUAUAGAUAUCUUUUAGGUUGUGAUGUGAUAACCUCAGUAUGCCUGGAAGAUUCAGGUGAUUGUCACUAUAUACUUGAAAGUGGUAAUUUUAAUGUGUGUUCUCCAUGAUUACAGGGUGUUGAAAGAUGACAAGUUUACUUUUUUUCCCAAUUAUCUCUUUCUUGUAUAUUUAUUACAAAUCAGUUUUUCAACAAUAAAAGGAUUAAUUGCUCUCAA